Messenger RNA from Triticum aestivum (bread wheat), 2919 nucleotides. RefSeq names its product cation/H(+) antiporter 28. The coding region runs from base 303 to 2759 and encodes 818 amino acids. The transcript is spliced from 2 exons. Gene Ontology annotation, cellular component: endomembrane system; membrane. Gene Ontology annotation, molecular function: antiporter activity. The record is from RefSeq and is a predicted model, not a curated record. Gene Ontology annotation, biological process: regulation of pH; proton transmembrane transport. Lineage: Eukaryota; Viridiplantae; Streptophyta; Magnoliopsida; Poales; Poaceae.
AGAAAGCAGUUCGCAUGCAAUAAUUCCCCCCGCAAAAUGCUCUCUUCCACACACGCGAGCACUGCAAUCUCCCAUGUUCCCCUGUUCAUGGUCAAAUCAAUCAAACCAGAGUCAAUUAAUCUUCUUCCUGCUGUUCUUCGUCGAUGGAAUCCAAAAUAAAAUAAAGUGGUUUUGUUAGCUGGCACGCAGCGCGCCGUGUGGGUGUGGGUGUAAUCCAAGAGGAAUCGUUGGAAGAAGAGGAUCGAUCCUGGAUUGGAUUGGAUUGGAUUGGAUUCAAGAAGAGCAGCGGGAGGCCGCGCGCCAUGGAUUGCUCGAUGACGAGCAGCGUGCUGUCGGCCAACUACAACACGGUGCUGUUCGAGUUCGGCGUCAUCCUCGUCACCAGCAAGAUCUUGUACGCCCUCCUCCGCAACGCCUACCAGCCCCGCGUCUUCUCCGACCUCCUCCUGGGCAUCAUCCUCGCGCAGUUCCGCGUCCUCUCCAUCACCAACGCCAUCAGCCUGGUGUUCGGCAAGAUCGGCGGCUUCAUCUUCGCGCCCUACCUCUUCGCGCUCGGCGUCGAGAUGGACCCCUUCUCGCUCCUCGACAGCCCCGCCGCCGACGCCGUCGUCGCCUACGCCGGCAUCGCCUCCACCUGCGUCCUCGUCACGCUCUGCCACGGCGCCAUCACCUCCACCGCUCGUACCCACACGGGCAUCGUCCACGAGCGCUCCCUCCGCGCCUUCCUCGGCCUCGCCGCCGCGCUCGCCAACACCGCCUCCCCCGUCCUCACCCGCCUCGCCACCGACCUCAAGAUCGCCAAGACCAACGUCGGCCGCCUCGCCGUCGGCGCCGGCAUCACCUCCGACAUGCUCACCACCCUGCUCAUCGCGCUCGGCACCAUGGUCUGGCGCGACAGCGACGCCGACGCCGACGCCGCGCCCUUCGCGCAGCCCGCGCUCACGGCGUCCGUCCUGGCGGUCGUCGUCAUGUCCGCCUUCAUGUCCCGGGCCAUGGCCGAGUGGGUGGACGGCCGCAACCCCGAGGGCCGGCGCAUGCGCGGCUUCGACCUUUCCCUCGUCGCGCUCGUGGCCGCCACGCUCUGCUGGUUCAUCUCCGUGCUCCGCCUCGACAUCAACAUGGCCGCCUUCCUCGUCGGCCUCGCCUUCCCCAGCGACGGCCGGGUGUCGCGGCUGCUCGUCAGCAAGAUCAACUUCGUGCUCUCCUCCUUCGUGCUGCCGCUCUACGUCGCCCACGUCUGCCUCUCGCUCCGGCAGACCACCGACGACAUCGAGGUCGCGGGCCUCAAGCCCGACGAGGGCCUCCGCGCCUACGUCAUGCAGCUGCCCUUCCCCUGGUGGAAGGUCUUCUUGGCCACCUCCAUGGGCACGCUGGGCAAGCUCGUCGGCUGCACCGGCGUCGGCCUGCUCCGGGGCCUCGGCUGGCUCGAGGCGCUCGCGCUCGGCAUGCUGCUCAACGUCAAGGGCUACUUCCACAUCUACUGCGCGCUCGCCGCCUUCGAGGCCGGCAUCAUCACCGACAAGUCCUUCAUGGCCAUCAUCUUCGUGGUGGCGCUCAACGUCGCCGUCACGCCCAUGGUGGGGAUCGGGAUCGCGUCCUGGGCGCGCCGGAGCGUGCAGUGGCGCCUCAUGGGCCUCCAGCACCACGACCCGUCCACCGAGCUGCGCCUCGUCGCCGGCCUCCGCGGCCCGCAGGAAGUGCCCGCCCUCGCCUUCCUCAUGGAGUCGCUCCGGUGGGGCGCCGGCAACGGCGAGAUCGCGUGCUACGCCGUGGACAUGGUGCAGCUGACGGACCAGACGGCGUCUUCGAUCGUGAAAAGCGGUGGGUUGGACGGCGUGACAGUGGUGGACGAGGAGGUGUCGGAGAUGCGGAAGCUGAUCGGCGAGGCGCUAGACGCGUACCAGGCGGAGUGCGGCGGCGAGGGCGGCAAGGUGAAGGUGCGCCGGCUGCUGGCGCUGUCGUCGUUCCCGGACAUGCACAGUGACCUGUGCAUCUGCGCCGAGGACGCCAUGGCAGCGCUCAUCCUGGUGCCGUUCCACAAGGCACAGUGCCUGGACGGCACCAUGGACGGCGGCCACUUCGGGUUCCGGCUGGUGAACCAGAAGGUGCUACAGCUAGCGCCAUGCUCGGUGGGGAUCAUCGUGGACCGCGGCCUCGGCAAGCAGCAGCGUCCAGAUAGCACGGCGCAGGCUUCCGUGGCGGUGCUCUUCAUCGGCGGCGCGGACGACCGGGAGGCGCUGACGCUGGCGUCCUUCAUGUGCAAGCAGCAGGCCUCGGUGCGGCUGACGGCGCUACGGGUGGUGCAGAACGCGACGGCGCAGGCGCGGGCCAAGGCGCGGACGAGCCUCUUCGAGUCCAAGAGCAAGCGGCACAUGCCUCUAGCGGGGACUACGACGGGGCAGGAGGAGCUGCAGGCGCAGGCGGACGACAAGUUCUUCGCCGAGUUCUACCGGAAGCACGUCGCCGGCAACAAGUCCGUCGGCUACCUGGAGAAGCACGUGGCGGACGGGGCGGAGCUGGUGGCGGUGCUGCGGGGGAUGCAGGGGGACUACCGGCUUUUCGUGGUGGGGAAGGGAAGGGACCGCAACUCGGUGCUCACCGAGGGGUUGGAGGAGUGGGCAGAGUGCCUGGAGCUCGGGCCCGUCGGCGACAUCCUAGCCUCGUCGGACUUCUCCACCACCGCCUCCGUGCUCAUCGUGCAGCAGUACGACGCCAAGAAGCACUACAAGGUGAUCGAUGAGGAGUUCAUGCCCUUGUAAUGCAAGCCAUUCCCUUGUUUCAAUUCGUUAUUCCUCCGUAGCCAUUUAGUAUGUAACAAAAAUUUUAUGAAGCAGUUGAUCUGGACAUACUGUUGUAUAGUAAGUGUACGUUUUACUGUGGAUAGCCUUUUAUUCUUCAAAACGACCAAAAUAAUUUUUU